GCACAUCUACACAAACACAUAUUUAAAAAUGAAUAACAACGCCAAUAACUGGCAGUGGGGCCCGCACACUGGUCCUGCACCAUUUGGUGCCUUCUCUGCUAGUCCAAAUCGUGGUCAGUAUGGUGCUAACCACGACCGGAAUGCUGUAAUCGGACCUUUUCGUUCGUACAACCUCGUCGUUCGGGAUUAUCUCGUUGGCAACCUUUCAACAUCACACUCACCUCCGGUUUACAUGGGAACUCCUUAUGAACAUAGGGCUACCAGUUCCAACCUAAUCGGAGUAGCUUGCGGUCCAAUUGCCUACCUUGCUCGCGAUGCUGUUCCUGCUAUCGCGACUAAUACCAAUGAAGCUGGGCGAGUACCAAGCCGUCUGAAUCUUGAUGCGGCUAAUCGUAGUCAGGGCCCUACUUGGGAAAACAUGCCAAUGGACAUGGUUGCGAUCUAUAUCAAAGGAGAGGACGGUUCAAUUGAUGGCCCUCCUUUUAAUCUCCACAAGUCGUUCUUCACACAUCUUUCCCCCUACUUUGACGCUGUUUUCAACUCUGGUUUUUCUGAAUCCGCAACACAGACUCUUCACUUCGCCGAGUCUAAUCGAGAGAUAUUUGCCAUGCUUAUCGACUGGGUGUACAAGAAGCAGUUAGAUACUCUUGCCGCUUUUGAGCUAGAUGACCGCAAGAACCUUCCCGUUGGUAUCGGCCUGAGCACUCUUCAGGGUAGCGACCUCGACAAAUAUAUCAGCAAGUCUGAAGAAACUGCUUUCGAACACACCACAAAGCUCAUCGAUCUCUGGUUCUUGGCUGACAAAGUCCUGAUGCCGGAGCUACAAAAUGCCGCUAUUCAGGCUAUUGAGCUUCUCCGUUUUUUCACUCCGUUGCAAGGAGUUCCAGCAGAGAUUUCCCGUGCAGUCUACGACAAGACACCAAAGAAUUCUCCACUUCGCAAGUACCUUGCGUAUACUACACUUCGUCGACUACAUCCCCAGUCUGAAGACAAAGGAGAGGACUUCCACCCUGAAAUGCUCGUCGAUAUCUUUGAUAUCAUCAAAGUAGCUGGAUCUGAUGCAAAGUUACGUCAUUACGGCUUAUCCGAGAAGGCUAUGGAGUCGUUUUUGGUGGAGGUCAAAGGGGGAAGUCACCUAAAGGCUAAUCCUAACGUCGUUGCACCUCUUGCUGAUGACAUCUGGGUUAGUUUAUGGGAGCUUAGAAGAAACGCGUUGAGAUUCUAGACAGAGUUCAGGCAGAAUUGGGCGUUUUUGGGAUGAAUUUUGGCGCA
This is a messenger RNA of Botrytis cinerea B05.10, 1272 nucleotides long. RefSeq lists its product as hypothetical. The record is from RefSeq and is a predicted model, not a curated record. The transcript has 2 exons. Lineage: Eukaryota; Fungi; Ascomycota; Leotiomycetes; Helotiales; Sclerotiniaceae. The coding region runs from base 29 to 1225 and encodes 398 amino acids. Gene Ontology annotation, molecular function: protein binding.